AUGCAAAAUACCAAAAAUAUUUUAUUCGGAGUUACGGGAUCAGUUGCUGCAAUAAAAAUCCCUGAAAUUGUAGAAAGGUUGCAUAAUUUAGCUACUUCUGAUAAUAAUUCUGUAAACAUUAAGAUUGUAAGAACUUUGAGUGCCAAAGAGUAUUUUUUUGACUCUGAAUCUUCCGAUAAAUUCGAGGUUUUUGACGAUUGUCCAAGAGUAAAAUACAAUAAAUCGGAUCCUAUUUUACACAUUGAGUUGCGUCGCUGGGCGGAUAUUUACGUGAUUUGUCCCCUGGAUGCAAACACUCUAGCUAAGAUAUCAACAGGUUUAUGCGAUAACUUACUGACCGAUAUUGCAAGAGCUUGGGAUAUGAACAAACCGUUUUGGGUUUACCCUUGCAUGAAUACCUUUAUGUACGAACAUAUAUUAACUGAAGAGCAAUUAAACAAGUUAAAAUCAUUUGGAAUAAAAGUAAUUGAACCAAUUAGUAAAAAAUUGGCUUGCGGGGAUUACGGAAUGGGCGGUUUGCCGGAACCACAAGAUAUAGCCAACGACUUAUAUACCAGUCUUUUUAAAUGA
Messenger RNA from Theileria annulata, 570 nucleotides. RefSeq lists its product as uncharacterized. Gene Ontology annotation, cellular component: phosphopantothenoylcysteine decarboxylase complex. Gene Ontology annotation, biological process: coenzyme A biosynthetic process. Gene Ontology annotation, molecular function: phosphopantothenoylcysteine decarboxylase activity; FMN binding. NCBI's taxonomy places the organism in Eukaryota, Apicomplexa, Aconoidasida, Piroplasmida, Theileriidae. The coding region runs from base 1 to 570 and encodes 189 amino acids. The record is from RefSeq and is a predicted model, not a curated record. The transcript has 5 exons.